Messenger RNA from Rhodotorula toruloides NP11, 774 nucleotides. Its product is annotated as F-box domain containing protein. Gene Ontology annotation, molecular function: protein binding. The coding region runs from base 1 to 774 and encodes 257 amino acids. NCBI's taxonomy places the organism in Eukaryota, Fungi, Basidiomycota, Microbotryomycetes, Sporidiobolales, Sporidiobolaceae. The record is from RefSeq and is a predicted model, not a curated record. The transcript is spliced from 3 exons.
AUGCCCACUUCUCUCCCCCUCCUUCUCCCCGACGAGAUCUGGUUGGACAUUCUCGGCUCGCUCAGGUACAUGGACCUGCGUCGCGCGAGGAGGAUCAACAAGAGGUUCUACCAGCUCGUUCAGGACCCGAAGUUCGACCUCGCCCUCUUCCGCAAGUCGCCUGUCCCAGCUUCCGAGUCCGAGAUCGAGUACAAGCUUCACCCGGUGCUCGACGCUUAUAAAGUGGGCAGUGGCACGUCCUGGGAAAUGGCCCGUCUCGUCCACUGCCACCGCGGCUUGACGGAAGGACUCGACGAUCCUCGCGGAGCAACAUACCCGUCUUCCAACCUUUACGAGUACCCUGUCUGCGCAGAGUUUGCCACGUCGCCUGCCUGCGUCAAGUUCUCCGUCAAGCACGAUCGCACGACGCUCGCGGACCUCGAAGACGACGGAGGCGUGACUGUCCUCCAAGUCUUGCACGCUUAUGCCAGCUUUUGGACGGCAUUGGCGGAUCCUCAAGAUCAAGACGAGUUCCGGAGCACUCACCCAUGGAUGACUUGCUGGAAGGACGAGCCUGUGCCGAAGUGGGCAUGCUUGAAGAUGCCGUUCACGUCUUGGCGCCCUCUCCGCUGCUCGGGCGACCGCGUCUUCCUCGAAGCCAGCAUGUGGUACGAUGACCUUGCCGACUACCUUGGCGAGUUAUUCGGCCUUUUCACUCGUCAUCCUCCGAACUCCACGAUCCCGUCGCAGGAUGACGUGACGGACUCUGAGAAGUCUGAGCAGGAGGAGUGGUAG